This is a messenger RNA of Hemiscyllium ocellatum (epaulette shark), 1840 nucleotides long. RefSeq lists its product as uncharacterized. The coding region runs from base 229 to 1482 and encodes 417 amino acids. The record is from RefSeq and is a predicted model, not a curated record. Gene Ontology annotation, biological process: DNA integration. The transcript is spliced from 8 exons. NCBI's taxonomy places the organism in Eukaryota, Metazoa, Chordata, Chondrichthyes, Orectolobiformes, Hemiscylliidae. Gene Ontology annotation, molecular function: nucleic acid binding.
GGCCCGGGCCCGGGCCCGGGCCCGGGCCUCCCGCCCGCACCCUCCAUCCACCCGCCCGCCCGCCCGAGCUCCAAUCACACCCCGGGGACGGCCCGACAACCAGAUAAACAACACGGAGGUGCAGCACCAAACGGGUUCCGGCGGGAGUCCGCACAAAGGUUCCGGGGGGGGGGGGGGGGAAAGAGGGCAGGCGGUGUCCGUCCGUCCGUCCCCCGGCCUCCCGCCGCCAUGUCGGAUGGAAAGCGCAGCGUGUGUACCCAGACGGAGGCUCCGCCGGGGGGCAGGGAGCGGUACGGAGACGUUUAUAAAUACCUGUCCCGGGGGGCCUACUCCCGGGCCCUGGGCCCCCUGCAGCGGAGGAGCGUCCGGAGACUCGCCGCUAACUUCAGGCUGGAAGGUGGUUGUUUGUACUAUGUGGGGCCAAAGAAGGACGAGAAGAGAGAAGUGGUGGCAGAUCGUGAGAAGCGACGACAGAUAUUCCUGGAAUGCCAUUUCUCUGAUAUUGGCUGCCACUUGGGCCAGAAAAAGACCGUGCACAGAAUUCAAAGCCGAUAUUAUUGGUUGGGGAUUGUAAAGGAUGUUGUUGACUGGAUUAAAAUGUGUGAGACCUGCCAGCAUGCAGAACACUACAAGAACGUGAACCGUAAACUCCCACCCUUCAAAGUUACCAGACCGUGGGAAAUUCUCAGCUUCAAUCUCAUUGGUCCGUUCCCAGAAACCACCUGCGGAAAUACCUAUGUACUGAUGGUUAGUGACUACUUCACAAAGUGGGUUGAAGCAAUUCCAAUACAGAAGAAAGAUGCUUUGUCAGUAGCCAAGGGAUUGGCUGCCACUUUUUACAGGUUUGGGGCUUCAAAAGACAUAUUCUCCAAUGAAAGCAGAGUAUUUUGUGAUGAGGUCAGCAAAAACCUUUUUGAAAGAUGGAACAUUAAUCACAAAGUGACUCCUGCUGAACACUUUCAGCACACUGGACUAGAUGACAGAACCAAUGAAAUAUUAAAAGCAGCAAUUAGAAAUACAGUAAACUCCAAGCAGACGGAAUGGGAUGACUGUUUGGACCCUGUCCUGUUUGAGUUUCGGACAUCAGUAAAUUCAAGUACUAAGUUUACACCUUUCUUUCUACUCUAUAAUAGAGAAGCUCGGCUGUUAUCUGAGGGAAAACUUGAAAUUGCUAACGAGUACAGAUCACCAGAAACUUGUGGCAUCAAAACAGAAAGCAUAGACGAGUUUACUAAUUCUGUGAGUGAGCAGCAAAAUGCAGUUAAAGAAAUGGUGAUUGCUAACAUGGCUGCAGCUCACAAACGGGAAAAGAAGAACGCAAAGAGAAAAGCCAGGAAAGGAACUGGGUUCAUUGCUAGCGAGGAAGUGUUUCCAGGAAACACCAACUCAACAACUAAAAAGCACAAGAAAAGUCACUUUCUUUCUUUCCAAAUUGAAACAACCUUGUCUGCUGAGCACAGUAUGAACGGUGGGAUGGCAUGAAAUGACUUUUCAUUGAUUAUAUCAUAUGACCCAGGAAUUGAAGGACAGAAACUUUACAAAUGGAUCCUCCUUGGAAUGGCAUCUCAACAAUGGCAUAAGGAACAGUGAGAAAUUACAGUACUGAGCCUCGGGGCUGUGCUCAAUGUGCCGAACUGACUAACUGCCACCUGUGAAGUUGACUGUGAAUCAGAUCAAAACAUUUUGCAUUAGAAUUAUUUUAUACACACACAUUAACUGUUAAAAGCAAAAUGUUGCAGAUACUGUUCAUUCAUUAACAGUUUGAUCAUUUGUUCUGACUCUGGUUUACAAUUUGCACCAUGUAAAUAUGUUAUGCUUAAUAAAGUUCACUGUAAAGUUG